AUGGCAACUGCGAAACCGGACGGAACGAUCGCCACUAUCAUGCAACGCAAUCUUAGCUACGGCGAGGACGACACAAUCGCCUCGCGGCUAGAAAGUAUGGUCAACAAUGAGUUCUGCUCGGAUGUGACGUUCAUCGUUGGCCCGAGCAAAACGCGAAUCUACGCACACAAGCUGUUCCUGGUGAUGGCUUCGGAAUAUUUCUACGUAAUGUUCUUCGGCAACUUUCUCGAGGCGAACAGGGCCGAGGUAACGCUCGAGGACGUCGAUCCGGACGUGUUUCUGGUGAUACUGCGCUACAUCUACUGCCUGAAGGUGGACUUUACGUUCGACAAUCUGCGCGACAUAUUCGACUGCGCGCAGAAGUACAUGCUGAUCGAUCUGCACCGGCAGCUAGGGUGCUUUCUGAAGGACCAGGUCGAGGAAACGACGGCACUGUCGAUUUUUAGCAUCAAUCGCUGCUACGGCUACCCGGCCGUGGACGACUGCUGCCUGGAGCUGAUACGGAACAAUCCGCUGUACUAUUUCAAUCACGUAGAUUUCGCCACCAUUCACCGAGACUCGCUGCUGAAGAUAUUCUCGUCCUGGGCGAUCAACUGUACGGACGAUCAGCUGAGCAGUGCGCUCGAUAUCUGGGAGGAGGCAAACCGGGACGAGGACACGCAGGAGCUACGCAUGAUCGUCAAGCGGAACAAGCGGUUUCACAACUGUCUCAAGCUGAUCGUGUUCGGGCAGAACAUGAACGACGUGUUCGUGGAACCGGCCGACGAUCUCAAGCUGGCGGUCAUGUCGGACCUGCCGCUGUCACUGUACGGGCUGGGCGUUUACCUACUGUCCAAGGCGAACGUCAUAUCGGUUGAGCUGAAGAUCUACGAGGAGGAUAGCGAGGUUAGCUCGGACGUGUUCGAGUGUCCGAACCCGUGCAGCACGGUGCACGUGGCGGACCUGUUCUUCGAGGAGGUCAUAAUGGUGCCGCGAAAAAACUAUCGAAUCUCGAUCAACAUGUCCCCACCGUGCAAGCAGAUAUUGCUGCGUGAGCCGCGUACCUACCAUGAAAAAAUUCGACUGGUCAUCAUGUACCCACCGGGCGAUCGCAAACCGGUCGGGAUCGCACACGUCUACUGUAAGGAACGCAACCGCGAGCCGACGAAAAAAUAA
Messenger RNA from Anopheles maculipalpis, 1155 nucleotides. RefSeq names its product BTB/POZ domain-containing protein 6-like. Gene Ontology annotation, cellular component: cytosol. Gene Ontology annotation, molecular function: protein binding. Bases 1 to 1155 code for a protein of 384 amino acids. The transcript has a single exon. The record is from RefSeq and is a predicted model, not a curated record. NCBI's taxonomy places the organism in Eukaryota, Metazoa, Arthropoda, Insecta, Diptera, Culicidae. Gene Ontology annotation, biological process: neurogenesis.